UCCUCGUCCAGUGAUGAACACUCGGAAUUACUCUUUCCACCCGGUGCCGUAAAGCGCUAUGCACACACAGAAGCGGGAAGCUAUUUCGGAUACUCGGUGGCAUCCUAUGUGGGACAAGCUCAGUCGUUCUGUCUUGUCGGCGCACCCCGAGCCCGAAUGGAAGGGGGCUUCAGUGAUCUGUCCCUGUCUGCGUGGAAUCAACAUAGAGAAGACUCCACCGGUUUGGUCUACCGACUCGAUUUGGAUCAAACUUUGCCCUAUUGCUCACUGGUACCUAUUGCGACCACAGAUGAGGCGAGAAAAGAGCACGGAACACCAACACCUGGAAUGGUUAAAACAAAAUGGGAUAUAUGGCUACGUUUUAAGCGUGAGACGAUCAUACGUCGUGCUUCAUGACUUAAGACACAUCUGGAAGUGUAUGCUUAGUUCCCAUUGA
This is a messenger RNA of Echinostoma caproni, 436 nucleotides long. The record is from the annotation of a GenBank genome assembly. Lineage: Eukaryota; Metazoa; Platyhelminthes; Trematoda; Plagiorchiida; Echinostomatidae.